Prinia subflava (tawny-flanked prinia) is the source of this 3211-nucleotide messenger RNA. RefSeq names its product membrane-associated progesterone receptor component 1-like. NCBI's taxonomy places the organism in Eukaryota, Metazoa, Chordata, Aves, Passeriformes, Cisticolidae. Gene Ontology annotation, cellular component: endomembrane system; endoplasmic reticulum; membrane. The record is from RefSeq and is a predicted model, not a curated record.
UUGAGGGCCCUGGGAGCCUGGGACUAGCGUCCAAAGUCAGAGCCCCAUCUCACAGAAAUUUUACAGGGUUUUUAUAUGUUUCUUUACAUGAUUUCUUCAUCGUAACAAAAUCUUGCUUAAUUCUAACACCUGGUACUAUUAUCUUCUUGACAUUUAGGUUCCUGCCAAAAGGUACAUUCCUUAGAUAAGUGAUUAUCUCUUAGCUACACUGCUUACAUUACAAAUUUCACUAUAAUAGUUCAUCUGCAGGUUAUACGCGGCCUACCAAGCCUUAGCAUGACUACUACUAAUGUCAACUAUAAGGUUCUCUACUAGGUAAAUACAGUUUAUUUUAAUCAAAUGGCAACAUCCUCAUGUUCAUGAAGUUUCCUGUGCAUCAGUUUCUGCCCGUUGCCUCUUGUCUCGGUGUUAGGCACCACAGAGCUGAGCCUGGCUCCAUCCUCCAUCCAGCAGGGCCCGGCUGGUUCGCAAAGCCCCAACGCGGCAGCCCUGACAAGGGUCUAACGCCACCUCGAGGUUAUUUUUUCUGGAAUUUCUGUGGAACCGUGUGCCACGGAGCCGCCGCAGCGGCCUGGCCUGACCCGACCUGCGGCCGCCUCGCUGGGGACCAGCAGCCGGGGAGCCUCCGCCAUGGCCGGGCCCGCGCCACCACCUAGCGCCGACUGCAGGCGCAGAGCCGCCAAACCCGCCCGGCCUGGGGGCGGCCCUGAGCCCACCGCCCCUCCCUUUCUGCUGCCGCCACUGCCCCUCGGUCCACACAACCGGGCCGGGUGUGCUCCAUGCCGCCGCUGCGCGCUCCGACCCUUCGGAGUCGCCGCACAGUCCAGCGCCAUGGCCUGCGAGGAGGGGGCGGCGGGCUGCUGCUGGAGAUCGUAGGCUCCCCGCUCAACCUGAGCCUGCUGGGCCUCUGCCUCUUCCUGCUCUACCAGAUCCUGCGGGGCGAGGGACCCAAGAGGAAGCGCCGCGACUUCACGCUGGAGCAGCUGCGGUCCUUCGACGGCGUGAGCGACCCCCGCAUCCUCGUGGCCGUCAACGACAAAGUCUUCGACGUGACCCGCGCCAGGAAGUUCUAUGGGCCCGAUGGCCCGUAUGGAAUCUUUGCUGGAAAAGAUGCUCUUGCCACUUUCUGCCUGGAUAAGGAGGCACUGAGGGAUAAGUAUGAUGACCUCUCUGAUCUCAACGCUACACAGCAAGAGACCUUGAGGGACUGGGAGUCACAAUUCACUUUUAAGUAUCAUCAUGUUGGUAAGCUGCUGAAGGAGGAGGAGGAACCCACUGUGUACUCUGAUGAAGACGAAAAAGAUGCCCAGGAUGCAAAGAAAGAGUAGAUAUUGCAGUGAGGAACAAUCUAUUUUUGAACCAUAAAGGAUCAUUUGUAACAUUCCACUUCUGUUUCACAAGGUGCAGCAUCAGCAAGGCUUACAAAAGGUCCAGAGGUACACUGAAUGGUUUCUUUUCAAAGAUUUCCUUUUUGAAUUCAGUGGGAAACUUCUGAAGGUCUUUAAUCUGUCUUCCUUUAAACCCACAUAAUAAGAAUUAUGCACGACAAAUGUCUGUGCAAAAGUAAACUGCAAUUUUGGCAAUAAAGGACUAUUUUUCUGCUAUCACCAUUUAGUGCAAAGUAAGUCGAAAUCAAGUUUUUCAUUACCAACCUAGCACUGUGGAGGCAAGCAUAUGAAUAACUUCACAUAUGUAACACAAACACCAUUAAAUCUUCUUUUGUGUUAGCUUCUGCAGGAUCUGGCCCCUGGGUUGUAAUUCCUUUAGAAAAGGGACUAUAUUUUGUUUGUCCACAAAGCAUCAUACUCAUUUGUUGUGCAAUGUAAUUCAUUAUUAUGUAAGAUAAUUUGGCUUUCAAGGCGUUGUAUUAGCGACUUACAGAUGAAACACUGCUUUUAAAAAAGAUCAAGAAUUUUUGAGAGGUUAAAUCACUUUUAAAUAUUUAAUAAAGACUGAUGAAUGCUUGAUGUAUUCAACAUGCAUAAUUCUGCAUAGACUAAUAUUCUCUGUUCACUUUUAAACACAUCUAUAGUGUUACAAAAGUUUAGAUAAUGAGUGGAACUAGGCAUCCCUAAAAGUACACCAUGGAGUGUGACUUGACUAUUGUUCAUUUGAUUUUCUUCUUAGUAAAAAGCGCUCCCGUGAAGGUUAAUGGAUUAUAUUAAACAUGGAAGAUCAGCUGCUCUUGAUUCCUAGGCCUAAAAAACAAGAAGUUGUUGGUAUGGCAUGCUUAGCAAUGGUUCUUGUACACACACCUUUACCUAGCAGAAAAACAUUACCAGUCAACGUAACUUACAUAAGUUACAUACAAAAUAAAACAGUGUAAGCUGUUUCUGCAUUGAGGCCUUUGUUGGUUUGGAAUGUUGCCAUUAAAAGAAAUGACACAAUCUCAUGCAUAACCAGCAAUUCUAUACCUGUGGACUUGACUUUUGAGUUGCAUUUUACUUAUUUGCUCUCUUGGCUUACCUCUAUGCUUAAUUACUAGGUUUUUUCUAAGUGACCUGCCUCCUACCAGAGAGGGCUGGGUAAAUGGAUAUGACCAAGGAAAAAUGUAAAUGUUCAUCAUCCAAAAUACUUCUCUAAAACUUUCUUAUAAAUUCCAAGAUAACUAAUGAUUUGCUGAUCACUUGUGAACUUGUCCAGGUGAUUCUGCUAAUGUGGAAUAUCCAGGGUGCCUGUAUGGUGUAGUUCCCUCUUUUCAUUUAUCUGGCUCGGCUGUCUGGUUCUUUCAAUUUGGCAACAUGACCAAAAUGAUGAACUGAGUCCUGAGUGGGAAGGUGUAAACUAGGCAAAAGUGUUCGGAAGUAGAGUGUGUUGCACAACAGCAGCUUCCAUAAACAAGUUGACAUAACAUAUUAAAGUGCCUGAGACCAUCUGUGGUGAGAACAACCGACUCUCCCUCAGUCCCAACACUGUCCUGAGAUUUUCCUUUGGUUGCACUGGGCCUUCUGAUGAAGAGCAAGGUUGUUAAAGCCAGAGAGCUUGUGUAAAGUGGCUCUGUAUGAACUACCUAACGAAGGUCUAGAGACACGUGUAGACCUUGUCAUGAUUUUUGUGUUGCUAUUUUAUUUUUAGAGACAUUUAUAUUCUUUGCAAACUACUACUAAUGGUUUACCUCAAAUUGGAAAUGUGCUUUUAUUUGUUUAAGGCAGAAAAUAAAAUACCCUUGCAUAAUAGUGGUGUUUGUUUUUAUUUACUGCAACCAAAUGUU